AUGAUUGCCCCCAAGGAAGUGGAUUCUGCCAGCAGAUCGGCAGCGAAUGGUUCGCAAGGCCCGACGUUUUCCAAGGUGCAGGCGCCCAGUGAGCUGGACUUGAAGGCCAUGCUGAAAGCUGCUCUGUUCGGAGGGCCCAGUGCUACGGUAAGAGAUCGAAGCGCAACAUUCGAACAUGCCAAGUAUGCCAAACAUUUAUCUUCAUUUUCUUUGUGCAUGAUCUUUGGCAGCUUGAAAGCUCGGAAAUCUUCGGAACGAAGAUGUGUUUCAGAAAGUGUUUCCUGUGGUGCUUCUGGAACCACAACGAUCCCCCGCAGCCACUUCAAACCUUCCCGGCUGCUGUGGGAUGGCAAGCCCAGCCCAAGGCGUGAGGGUUUUGGCAUCAUGACUCCGAAGCGCAAGGCAGCGCGCCGCGGAGCAAGGUCCAAAGCCAAGUCCAAGCCACAGAAAAACUCCCAAGCAGAUGGCGAAGCAACAGGAGCUUUCAUCCUCAAUGAGGCGCAGAGGCUGCGGAUGGAUCCGCAGCACGUGGCCCAAGGGGUUCAACUGCUGGAGGAAGACAUGGCCGUGCCCUUCAUCGCCACAUAUCGCAAAGAGGUUACAGGCCAGAUGACCACAGAGCAGUUGACUGAGCUCGACAGGAGACUUCGCACACAUCGCAUUGUGGAGGAGAAGCGUUGGCUGUUGGCCCUGGAGUGGCGGCAGAAUGGGGCACUCACUUCGGAACUGGAAGAGAGUUUACGCCUGUGUGACAGCUUGCAGGAUCUUGAGGACCUUCACGCUUCGGCCCAGCGGCAGCUUGCGCUGAGUCGCGCGUGGAUCCGGAUCCAUUGGAUGCAUUGGAUCCACAGGAUCCACCUUCCUCCAACAAGGAUCGACUCUCUUCGCCGGACAUCGCUGAACAUGGAGGUCGACAAACCGCCCCAGAUGACCAUUUGGAGACCCCACGCAAGACCCUUGCACGGCCUCGACGUUUGGAUCUCCCAGCGACCCCGGCUGAAAAGUGGCCGGGCGAAGAUGUGA
This is a messenger RNA of Cladocopium goreaui, 1023 nucleotides long. Lineage: Eukaryota; Dinophyceae; Suessiales; Symbiodiniaceae. The record is from the annotation of a GenBank genome assembly.